AUGGCAGUGGCUGGGAAAGCAAUGAGCCAACAGGACUUCGGUAUCUAUACACUCUAUAUAAAUUGUAAAAUGUUGCAGCUACAUGGAGAUACUAGGGAUAAAGUGUUUUAUGUGGAAGAUGAUGCUUUUACUAAUAAUCUCACAAAACCAGAGACACAUCUCGCAAGCCUUCCUAGAAAGCAGGAGAAUGGAGCUGGUGGAGGUAGAGGUCGCUUGGGAGCGCAGCCCGCCCAGGCGCUUAGCAUGAACGUCAUGCGUAUUAAUGCUAGAGACGAAGCUUUAUAG
Molecule: messenger RNA, 285 nt
Organism: Sclerotinia sclerotiorum 1980 UF-70
Lineage: Eukaryota; Fungi; Ascomycota; Leotiomycetes; Helotiales; Sclerotiniaceae
Exons: 3
Coding region: 1-285 (94 amino acids)
Source: RefSeq, a predicted model, not a curated record